AAAGAGGACGUCACUUGGUGGCCUCCCAGGACAUUGUGCCAGGACAGAACCUGUUGAAAGAGGAGGCCUUUAGUGGGACAGCUGCCACUGUCAGGGCAUCACAGCCAAUCCCAAGUGGCCAAGAGAUUUUCCAUUGCUAUGGGCCUCACCGAUGCAGAAUGCACGUUGCUGAGAGACAGCAGCUUCUCAGGCAGUAUUUCUUUGAGUGUCGCUGUCAGGCAUGCCUUGAUGAGUUAGAAUCUGAUGUCAAGAGUGUGGUGUCCGUGAGAAACUCAUUCUGCUGUCCUAGCUGCCGGGCUUCCAUGCAGGGGGAAGACAUGCUUUGUUGUUCAAAUGAAGCUUGUGCAAUCUCAGUCAGCAGACAGAGCCUGUCGCGCCGUUUACAGGACCUUCAGCAGCAAAUCAAGGAAGCAUUAGAGCUGCUAAGAGACAGGAAGGCUGAUCAGGCUAUCAAAAUGCUCCUGAAGUGUCAGAUGGAUGCUGGAAACUUCUUGUCUCCAGAGCAUUUGCUGAUGGGAGAGAUGGAGGAUCAUCUGGCACAGGUCUAUGCUACUCUAGGAAAGUGGCAGGAUGCAGCCAGACACCUGCAGAGGAGUAUUGAGAUUGUGGAAAUGCAUCAUGGGCCAUCAAGUAUAGAAAUGGGUCAUGAACUUUUCAAGCUGGCACAAGUUCUCUUCAAUGGAUUUGCAGUUUCUGAAGCUCUGAGCACGAUUCAAAGAGCAGAGAAGAUUUUGUCAGUGCACUGUGGUCCUCAGAGUACUCAGAUCCAGGAACUACAAGAGAUGAGGACCUGUCUGUUAGAGCUUCCCAGAAGCAUCCUUCAGAGGACUUAAUUUCCCUGUCAAAGGAAGCUGCAAUGUGAUCUUUCAUCAAAGCUAAGUUUCAUGUGGUAUGGUAGUCAUGUAGUACAAGCAGGAAAAUCAUGUGUAACAACAACUUGAAUGAAAUCUGAAAUGCUUUUUAGUGAGACCGUUGUAAAUAAAAUGACCAAUUCUAACAUGA
Molecule: messenger RNA, 1002 nt
Organism: Mesitornis unicolor (brown roatelo)
Lineage: Eukaryota; Metazoa; Chordata; Aves; Mesitornithiformes; Mesitornithidae
Gene: SMYD4
Product: SET and MYND domain containing 4
Exons: 7
Molecular function (GO): protein binding
Source: RefSeq, a predicted model, not a curated record